Messenger RNA from Papaver somniferum (opium poppy), 756 nucleotides. RefSeq lists its product as uncharacterized. The record is from RefSeq and is a predicted model, not a curated record. Lineage: Eukaryota; Viridiplantae; Streptophyta; Magnoliopsida; Ranunculales; Papaveraceae. The coding region runs from base 1 to 756 and encodes 251 amino acids. The transcript has a single exon.
AUGAGGGCUUUAAUAAAUAAUUCACGAAGAGGUGGAAGAGAACAAUUAGCGGAAGCGAUAGAGGAAACAGAUAAAUUGCCAUUCACCUAUGAGACCAUGCAUGCGAACAUCCCGGAGAAAUGCGUGUUACCAACGCUUGCAAGCAUAUUCAGUGGAUCGGAAAGUGCAGUGCAACACUUGAAGCAAUAUACCCUAUCACUGAUGCAAUGGGGACGAAAUGAUGCAGUACUUUGCCGAUAUUUCCCUGCGAGCUUAGCAAGGGAAGCAUUAGCCUGGUUUGAUGGACUCCCGGAAAGGUCGAUAUCAUCUUUCAAAGAUUUGCAGAAGAUAUUCUUAACGACAUAUAUAAGCAACAACUUGUUGGGGCCAUGGAUAGAUACACUGUUCAACCUGAGGAGAAGGCCAACUGAAAGUUUGCGGGGGUUGGUCACGAGAAGGAGAACAGUAUGCAGCAAGCUAGCAGGGAGAGUUGAUGAACGAAACUUCAUCUUAGCCUUCGUAAACGCUUUGAUCCCAACGAACCUUCUAUACACACAGAUAUUCAUUAUCCAGAACUCGAUAACGAUGAACAAGCUGAGGGAAUACCAGGAGGAAUAUGUAGCGUUGGAAGAAAAGCAUAGGCAAGUCAGCGAAGUGACGCUGGCCCCGGAAAAAAAGGGAAUUCUAGGCUGUUACCAAGAACGGUGCACGCAACAAAGGAUGAACCCAUACAAGGGAAAGGAGAUCCUACAGUUUCAGUCCCAGCAAAGCUCGUAG